AUGAGCUACUGGCCAGGCGGCAAGUUUUAUGGGAUACCGGAUCUGGGCCCUGUAGAGGUAGAAGAAGGCUACUACGACUUCGACGAUUAUGGCCGGCUUGAAACAAGAAGCGGCCCCGUUCUACUGGCGGAUCGUAUUAAUCCAUUCUCAGAGCGCAGUCAUAACCAACGCGCUCCUUCCGCAUUUCGCACAUCUACCCCACCUCCAAGACGACCUGAGCCAGCACGUGUGCAACGCGUUGCGUCCGACAACAUUGACAGAUCGUUGCUAGACAAUUGGCAAACGAGCUUAUCGACAAUCGAGAACCUCUUCGCUGAAGUGCUCGAGAAUCGUAAUAGGGGGGAUGCUCCAACGUAUAGGAGGAAACGAGAUCAGAUGGAAAGCCUGUUGGAUAGCUUGAAGCGGGCGAUCCGUAACAGGACACCGCUAGCAUGA
Messenger RNA from Alternaria arborescens, 435 nucleotides. RefSeq lists its product as hypothetical. Lineage: Eukaryota; Fungi; Ascomycota; Dothideomycetes; Pleosporales; Pleosporaceae. The coding region runs from base 1 to 435 and encodes 144 amino acids. The record is from RefSeq and is a predicted model, not a curated record. The transcript has a single exon.